Molecule: messenger RNA, 921 nt
Organism: Caenorhabditis angaria
Lineage: Eukaryota; Metazoa; Nematoda; Chromadorea; Rhabditida; Rhabditidae
Source: the annotation of a GenBank genome assembly
AUGUCUUCUUUUGAUGAUUUUUCGAUUGUAUUUGGAUAUUUAGAGCGUUGCGAAACCCGACAAAUAACUCGAAAAAUAUGUGCAGAAGAAUUAGAACAUGAAACAGUUGCUUGUGAAUGUUUUGAAGAUCAACGAAUUGAUGAAAAAGAAAAUAUUAUUCCCGAAAAAUUAGAUUAUUAUUUGGUUCAACCAGAUGGAAAAAUGACAAAUGAAUUGAAAAGGGAUAAUUUGCCAGUUCCCACUAUUUUUGUAGCUGAUUUGAAUUCUUCAAAAAGACAAGUUACAGUAAGUUUUCUUAUUCUAAAAUUUCUUUAGUUUUCUCAAUUCAUUUUUUUCAGAAAACUGGUGGCUCAAAAAAACGAAAAACAUCAGUUUUAAAAGAAACCGAAGGAGCAAAAAAGCGAAGAGAAAUUAAGAAAAAAUUAUUCAACGAUUUGGGAAUUCAUCGAUCAAAUUGUGGAAUUGAUGAUAAAGCAAAACAAAGAGAAGAUUCUAUGAAAAGAAAAGUUACCGAAACUAUUGUUACAACUUAUUGUGCAUUAUGUGAACAAAACUUUAGCAGUCCAAAAAUGCUACUUUUACAUAAUACAAAGGUAAUUUGAUUUUUUUUUGGGAAAAAACUGAAAAGAGUUCUAUGUAUUUUACGGAUGCUCUGUUAAUCUGAGCAUCACAAGGAGAAGCUUAUUUAGUUUUACCGAUGUUGUUUUCUAUUUUUUCAAUGACAAUUUUUUACAGGUACAUGAAACACCGUCACUCGAAUGUCAUUUAUGUAUGAAACGUUUUGAUCAAACAAUCACUUUUAAUCGUCAUAUGAAAACACAUUAUGGGCCAAAUGCUCAAUACUUGGUUCAAUGCGAGUUUUGCGAUCGAAAAUUCAAAGAUAAGGAUUCACUUACAACGCAUAUCGAAGUUACUCACUGA